ACCAGAUUGACUAGGAUAGCACUGCAUCCAAGCCGCUCCUUGAUUGACGCAAAUGGAUAUAGACGCUUCGUAGUCACCUAUUGCGAUGAAAUAUAGACUCCUUCCCAGAACCUUUACUCCUUGGAGUAAAUCCUGGCUCCGUGAAAUUUCGUCCCAUCUCGAUCCGAAUAUCAGACAACACACAUCACUAUGCCUUGUACAUGCGAUCGCCGCAUCGUACGUAGGAUAUUUUCAAACUGUACCGCAACUCCGAAGCAUAAGACACAAGAUACCUCAUUCGUCCACUGCGGUGAUCGUGGAGGCCCAAACUGCACGGGAUACAAGGACGUACACCUCGCCAGCUCGACGGUUAGGACACCGGGGAAUAUUUGCCCGAAGUGUUAGAUACCUUCUGUGGAAGUGGCCCCAGCCAUUAGGGGAUGCGACCUUCGUACUACCAUCUCGACAUCGAACCAGUUUAGGAAGGAGCGAAUGUGACGGAUAGGACGUGGUUGGUGUGAAGAGCACGGCCUGGGACUGGGAACCCCUUUAAUAUGCACUACAUUGAUUGUAUCUCUCUCG
This is a messenger RNA of Trematosphaeria pertusa, 561 nucleotides long. RefSeq lists its product as uncharacterized. The coding region runs from base 86 to 484 and encodes 132 amino acids. NCBI's taxonomy places the organism in Eukaryota, Fungi, Ascomycota, Dothideomycetes, Pleosporales, Trematosphaeriaceae. The record is from RefSeq and is a predicted model, not a curated record. The transcript is spliced from 2 exons.